This is a messenger RNA of Phalaenopsis equestris, 1673 nucleotides long. RefSeq lists its product as uncharacterized. The coding region runs from base 175 to 1290 and encodes 371 amino acids. NCBI's taxonomy places the organism in Eukaryota, Viridiplantae, Streptophyta, Magnoliopsida, Asparagales, Orchidaceae. The record is from RefSeq and is a predicted model, not a curated record. The transcript has 3 exons.
UUAUAAAAUUCAUAUAGGCAAAGCGAAUAAACUCCGGGAUCGCUUAAGCUUAGAACCCUAUUUUGCUCGAAUUUACGCCCGCCGAGCUCCACCACCGCUUACAUGGUGGACGAAUGCUGCAGAACACCUUGACUCCACAGUUCACGCCAUCGUCUUCCUCUACGUCAAUACGUAAUGCUUCCAGCAAUUCGAGGCCUCCUUCAUUUCCGUCCCUUGCGCAACCUCCACACCCCGAUUCCUUGGGUUUCCUCUUCGACACCUUUCCGAAUCUUUUCCUCAGGUUCAGGCGCCGGAGGAAGAAAAGAUGAUUCCUGGGACAAGUCCUGGAAUUCCUCCGGCCAGACCCCUUCGGAAGGUGGUUCGGAUCCUCCGUCCAGCUUCGACUGGGAUGAGGCAUCCUCCUGGUCGACUGGCCUGACUAAGGAUCAUUUCGAUGGUGAAGCUGUCGGACGUCAACUCGUCCCCGGGCAAUCUCCGCCUCAGACGAAGAAAUCAACGGUGAUGGAGGAAGCUGCGCGGAUGGACGACUUGGACGAGAUUCUGAGGAUGGUGGAGAAGGACAAUAGGAAGGAUAAGGCUUUCGUGGACGGUUGGAAGGAUCGUAUGAUAGAGACUUGUCAACUGCUGAAGCAAGUGAGGGAACCCGGGGUGAGGGGAUCGUAUUUGAAAGAUUCGGAGAAGAAUGAAAUGUACAAGCUUCAUAAGGAGAAUCCGGAGGUAUAUAAUAUCGAGAGGCUGGCGAAGGAUUUCAGGAUUAUGAGGCAGAGGGUCCAUGCUAUUUUGUGGUUGAAAGAAACGGAGGAAGAGGAGGAGAAGAAACUUGGUCGGCCACUUGAUGACUCCGUGGAAAUCCUUCUCGACAACUUUCCAGAAUUUUUCACUUCCCAUGACAGAGAAUUCCAUGUUGCCCGUCUUCCUUACAAACCUGAUUUCAAAGUGAUGCCAGAGGACUGGGAUGGGACAACCAGAGAUCCUGACGAGGUUCAUUAUGAGAUAUCUGUCAAGGAAGACCAAAUGUUAUAUGAAGAUUUUGUUCAGCGACUGAACUUCAACAAAAAGAAAGUUGCGGGCGAGGUUAAAUGCCACAAGUAUAGCAGAAGGCGGGCGCCGGACGGUUGGAACUUCACCAUAGAGAAACUUGGAUCCAAGGGAAAGCGAGGAGCAGGCGGCGGCUGGAAGUUCGUAAGCUUGCCAGAUGGAUCUAGCCGUGCAUUGAACGAAAUGGAGAAGAUGUAUGUAAAGAGAGAGACCCCUAAGCGCCGAAGAAGAAUCAUUGCACCAUAUAAGUAAAACUCGGCACUUUUUUUGUUUGUUAUGCAAUUGAUAGCUUUAAUUUUCUGCCAAAUUUCAGAGAGCAGCACAUUAGCAUUUGCUUGAAGACCAACAACAGUUGGCUUAAAUGUGUCUUGGUGUCUUCUUUCAUCAGUGCUGUUGUAAUCAGAGGUUUUUGUAAGACAAUGUAAGUCCAGUGAGUUUCUUCUGACUCAUGAAUAAAACGUAGGCUGGAUUUUAAAAAGAUCAUUUUUAAAGUCAUUUUAGGGCUCUUUGUACACGUCAAUGUAUUCAUUUGUCGUAUUAUUAUAUUACAUGCUGAUGUUUAACAUUAUUUUAAUUCUUUUCUGCUUCACAUUUUGGCUAUAUUCAGUUAUAUUUUAUGGAAUGCUUUUGUUGAA